AUGCUCAGAUGGCUGCCACGCCUCAGCGACCUCGUUGGGACUUUGAGCACCUCGCGCUCAACCGUCUCUGAAACCAGUCCUCCUGGCUCUCUGCGAGAUGCUCAUCACGCUGCUGGUGCUUGGUUUCUCGGUCCCAAAGCUGAGAAUGCAGAAUACCUGCAGAAGUUCGUUGGAAUCAUCUUACAAGAUCUGACGAAAUGUAGAAAGGAUUUUUCCCCGGAGGACAAGGACUUCAUCGACCCGGCGAUGGUCUCGUCGCAAGCCUUCAAAGACAGCAUGUCGAAGCUCGAGACAAACGUGACGUUUCUAUCGUCUCUCCUCCCUCAACACAGCAUACCAUUCUAUUCUCCACGCUACAUGGCUCAUAUGCUCAACGAUGUGUCCAUGCCAGCCACACUCGGCUAUCUUAUGGCACUGAUGUACAAUCCCAAUAACGUGGCUGUGGAAGGCAGCCCUCUCACCAGCAUAAUCGAGUAUGACGUUGGUCAACAGCUCUGUAGUAUGCUGGGUUUCAACGUUGCGGCUCCUAAUCAAGACCCACGGCUUAGUGCCACUGGGUGGGGGCAUAUCACCUGCGACGGUUCUGUCGCGAACAUGGAAUCCAUGUGCAAAACACGCCUCUACGAGACAUCUCUAACGCUUCUUCUAGCACGGAAUCUCAAAUAUUAUCCCCUGUCGCUCAAACGUGCCGUCGAGAGCGAGCCAUCUCUAGCUUUCAUCUCCCACCAUUUCAAUAUACAUCUUUGCAGCGGCAAGGAGAAGUCGCUCGCAGAAUGUGAUGCAUGGGAUCUACUCAACCUCACGCCUGAGGAGGUCGUCAGCCUUCCUGGCCGUAUUGCGUCCCAGUUCUGCCUAUCUGUGCAAUCCCUGCAGGGCCUCAUGGGCAAAUACAUUAUUCAGACAACCGGAAAAGACGACCUCGACGCCUAUUUCGGACUUCAGCGCCCGCCCCAGUACCUCGCGAGCAAGACCAUACAUUACUCCUGGCCAAAAGGUGCUGCCAUGACUGGCAUUGGCUCGAAAAACUUGAUCGGGGUUCCUGUCGACCAAUCCGCACGCAUGGAUUGUGAAGCCCUCGACGCUCUUCUUGCUCAAUAUCUUCAUAACCGCCAGGCUGUCUACUGUGUUGUCGCGAUCAUGGGUACUACAGAGCAUGGUACAGUAGAUCCGAUUUCCAAAAUCGUCGCCCUUCGUUCGAAGUAUCAAAAACGAGGGCUGUCAUUCUUGAUCCACGCGGACGCAGCAUGGGGCGGAUACUUCACGUCUGUGCUCGUGCCAAACCCAACUUCACAUGGAGGUGAAAGUAGUCUGGACGAUCCUGCUCUCUUCCUCCACCCCUAUACGAAGAAUGAAUUGCAUCAUAUCCGCUAUGCGGAUUCUGUCACAAUCGACCCCCACAAAAGCGGUUAUGUUCCCUAUCCCGCGGGUAGUCUUUGUUACCGUGAUGGAAGGCUUAGGUAUCUCGUUACAUGGACAAGCCCGGUAAUUGAUUCUCCCGAAGACGGCGCUCAGAAAAUGGGAGUGUAUGGUAUCGAGGGAAGCAAGCCCGGCGCUGCGCCCGUGGCCGCUUGGUUAGGUCACGAGGUGAUCGGUCUUCACAAGGAUGGCUACGGUUUCCUUUUGGGAGAGGCGGUUUACACCGGCAUCAAGAUGUAUGGCCACUGGGCAACCAUGUCUUUGGAUCACCCCACCCUUCUCAUGGUUCCCUUUAGGAUGCUCCCCAGCGAGAUGAAACCUAAUUGCACUGCCAAAGACAUUGAUGACGAGAGGCGCUACAUUCGCGAUGUCAUUCUCGCUCGAACGCGGCAGGAACUUGCGGCUGAUCCGCACGCUAGAGCACUCAUGCAACAGCUUGGCUCCGAUCUAGUGGUGAACGCGUUCGCCUGCAAUUUCCGCGUUAACGGCAAGAUCAACAAAGACGUUUCAGAGGCAAAUCUACUCAAUGCCAGAAUUUACGAGCGGCUGUCCUUUCACAAAUUGACGGACAAGUUGAAUGAUCGAAAGGUUAUCCUCAUGUCUACUGUUUUCUCGCAGAAGGAGUAUGGGAGCUGCCUAACCAAUUACAAGAAACGUCUUGGGCUCGCAGGCGAUGGUGAUCUGUUUGCUCUUGUCAACGUUUCUAUGUCACCCUUUGCAUCUCCAUUGAAUUUCGAGAAAGUCCUUGCCGAUGCGUUUCGUGAGACGGCUGAAGAAGAAGUCAAGAUUUCUAUCGAGCGCAAUAAGUCUGCCCCAUCACUUCAUGCAUUUAUCGUGCAGGGUUCGACAAACGUCUAUCUAGUCCAUAUGCCUUGCUUCAGCAGUGCCAGUCAGCGUCGACAAUGCAUUUUGACCGGUGAACUGUCAGAAACCGGCAGACAGAAGUAUCUUCAUGCGAGGACCGCGGACCCAUCUGCCACGUUCAUUGCCUCGACUCUGCAAGCGGACGAGCUUUCCCACAUCUCUAUUAUCAAGAAUCGGCCGCUCAACUCACGGUACCUGGAUCAAUCUUAUCCAACGAGCAUGCCGUUCUAUCUUUAUGGCAACUCCGAGGAGAUACACCUUGACCAUAUGCUGUUGCAUGCACCCAACGCCCAGAUUAGUGCGAACAAUGUGGCGGUGGAGCUUGAUGGUAUGGAACUGGGAAUCCUUGCCAGUGACCUCAGGAAUGGUUUGAUUGCCAUCGCAGACACGCUCCCUGAACAUCUCCUACAGCCAUUCACCGCAGAGCAUCGUCCCAACUUCUUCCGGCCUGGCUUCAAAGUCGGAAUCACCAUAUAUCAUGAUCGUUCCACUUCAUCGGCACCAGGUCCUGGUCUCGUGGAGAGCUUGAGCUCGCCCCUCGCGCGUGGUGCUAUAACUCUGGGCGACAGCAUCUUCAUCGAAUCGAACCUGAUCAACGUCGGCACGCCUCUUGUCGCUUCUCACGUUCCCAAGAGGAAUUCUUUCCUUCCCAGUUCCGCUGAAUCGACAACUCAGGACCACCCUUACUUCCGUGGGUUUGGCCUCGAACGGCAUAUGGAUGCUGUACUUUCUCGUCCGAACAAAAACGCCUGGCGUCAAGGGUGGGAUAUUGCACUCGCCCAGCGACAGUUUGCGAAAAUGGAUAUCGAGUCACCGAUUGAAUACACGAUCGAGGAGAAACUGACGAAGGAAUAUUGUCAGAGCCCCGUCACAGUUCGAGCCUCAUUCUCCCUCUCAUAG
Heterobasidion irregulare TC 32-1 is the source of this 3180-nucleotide messenger RNA. RefSeq lists its product as uncharacterized. The record is from RefSeq and is a predicted model, not a curated record. Gene Ontology annotation, molecular function: pyridoxal phosphate binding; carbon-carbon lyase activity. Bases 1 to 3180 code for a protein of 1059 amino acids. The transcript is spliced from 8 exons. Gene Ontology annotation, biological process: carboxylic acid metabolic process. Lineage: Eukaryota; Fungi; Basidiomycota; Agaricomycetes; Russulales; Bondarzewiaceae.